Zophobas morio is the source of this 736-nucleotide messenger RNA. RefSeq names its product protein ECT2-like. Gene Ontology annotation, cellular component: cytoplasm. The record is from RefSeq and is a predicted model, not a curated record. The coding region runs from base 29 to 736 and encodes 235 amino acids. NCBI's taxonomy places the organism in Eukaryota, Metazoa, Arthropoda, Insecta, Coleoptera, Tenebrionidae. The transcript has 5 exons. Gene Ontology annotation, molecular function: guanyl-nucleotide exchange factor activity.
UCGCUCACAGCAGAGACUCGAUAGUUUUAUGAAAUUUGAAAAGUUUGCCAAAUUUGUUAAUAAACUAGAAAAAGAGGACUAUUGCAAAAGACAGAGCUUAAAAGCUUUACUUAUUCAACCUGUUCAACGUCUUCCCCGCUAUCCCCUUUUACUUGAAGCGUUACUAAAAGCGACGAAUGGGGGGCAUCCGGACUAUGAAAAUAUUAGACAAGCCAUUGAAAAUAUCUCGCAGAUGACGCGGAAAGUCAACGACGUCAAACGGCAAGUCGACUACAAAAUUGGCGUCUAUUCUCUACUGCAACGCAUUGAAAAUAUUAAAACGCAAACGUUCAAUUCGCAAAGUAGACUAUUGGCUAAAUUACCGGCAACCCUCGUGGGGCCCAUUUCCCGCAUCGGCGUCAUUUUAUUUCUUUUAAAUGAUCAAAUUGUCGUGGCUGCUACCAAUGAGGGUCUUCAAAAGAAGCUUUCUCUCAUCCAACACGUGAGCAUUCCGGAAAUCACGUUGAUUGAAUUUGAGAGCCCUUCGGAGGACGAAGCGGGCCGACCACAUCACAUCUAUCGUGGAGAUAAACUGUUCGGAUUGGCUGUUCAAGAGGAGAGAAACACGUGGUUGUUUGAGAGUACGCCGGCCGCCAAGGAUGAGUUUUUGAGCGCUUUGAAACCUCUUCUUCAGGCAAAUAAUAUUAUUUAUAACAAAAAAAUAAAUAACAAAAUACAUUUUUUAAGGAAAAUAUGA